Messenger RNA from Colletotrichum graminicola M1.001, 2214 nucleotides. Its product is annotated as breast cancer protein. Bases 1 to 2214 code for a protein of 737 amino acids. The transcript has 2 exons. Gene Ontology annotation, cellular component: mitochondrial outer membrane; nucleus; cytosol. Lineage: Eukaryota; Fungi; Ascomycota; Sordariomycetes; Glomerellales; Glomerellaceae. The record is from RefSeq and is a predicted model, not a curated record.
AUGAGUAGAUUGGGGUCAUGGUUCCGCUCGUCGGCCAAGGGGAGUAGCAAUGUGAGCCCGGCCUCGUCGUCGCUCAACCUCUCCUCCAAGGAGUUGACCGCCAAGGAAAUGGCCGAUAUCGAGGAAGCCAUGGUGGCCGCAGCCUUCAUCAUGAACGACGACAUUGAUGGCGCCGAGGAGCGUCUGCGGAAGGGCGACUCGGCCUUUCACCAGCUAGGCUUGUCUAUGACGACAUUUCUCCGCUCUGUCCUCGGCUUCGAGAAGGAGGUCAUGAACGAGGCCUCCAAGCGGCUGGCCGACACCGAGGCCAAGGCAUGGGCCGACUACAAGAAAGCCGAGCGUGAGGGCCAGGCCUCGAGUAGCAGAAUUUACCCGCCAGGGACCGAGUUCCUGCUCAUCCACGCCGAGUCGCAGCUCAUGGCGGCUGUCGUUGCCGUCCUUCACGAGAGCCUGACCGAGGCCCUCAAGGGCUUCUACAAGCUGCGCAAGGCCUUCGUCACCCUCGACGGCAUCAUGUUGCUGGAGGCCAAGGCGUUGGAGAAGGACAAGGGGAAGGCGGACACGCCCCCGGCCGAGGAGAAGAUGCCCGGCAGCUUCGACGACCAGGAAUUUGUCGACCUGGGUCGCAACAACGACAGCGAGGUCCCCAAGUCGGAGACCGGGACGCCGGUGAAGAACAAGGCGAACGGCUUGGCACCGGCGACUCCGGCUCAGGAGCUUGCCGCGCUUGACCUGAACUCGGGCACUUCGACACCCUCCGGCGACGCGCAGCUGGCGCCCCUGCAGGUCUCAUCUCCCGUUGCCGACGACUCGGAGACCGACUCGGGCGUUUUCUCCAACCCUGUCGACGCAUUCAUCCAUAGCGGCGCCAACAUGUGCUUCGGUAUGCUCCUCUUCAUGCUCAGCAUGGUUCCCCCCGCCUUCUCCCGCCUCCUCUACGUCGUCGGCUUUCGCGGCGACCGCGAGCGCGGCGUGCGCAUGCUGUGGAAAAGUACGCAAUUCGACAACCUCAACGGCGCCGUGUCGGGCCUGAUCCUCCUUGGCUACUACAACGGCAUCAUGGGACAGGCGGACAUCACGCCGGCCGAGAUGGACUUUGACGCCGACGCCGAGAUGGUCGGGUACCCGGCCAAGAAGUGCGAGGCGCUGCUGGCCUCGAUGCGGACGCGGUACCCGGACUCGCGCCUGUGGCGCGUCGAGGAGUCCCGCGUCUUGGCGCAGCAGCGCCGCCUCGCUGACGCCAUCCAGCUGCUCACCACGGGCCAGGAGUCCAAGAUGCGGCAGGUGACGGCGCUCAACUGCUUCGAGCUGGGCCUCGCCGCCAUGUCGCACCAGGACUGGGACCUGAUGCAGAAGACGUUCCUGAACUGCCUCGAACUAAACGAUUGGAGCCACACAAUGUAUUACUACAUGGCCGGCUGCGCCGAGCUCGAGCUCUACCGUGACGCGUUCCACAGCAAGGAAAAGGACGAGGCCGAGAUGCGGAGGCGGAAGAAGAAGGCCGAGGAGCUGUUCCGCAAGGCGCCGAUGAUGGCCGGCCGGAAAAAGUUCAUGGCGCGCCAGCUGCCCUUCGACACCUUCAUCACCCGCAAGAUUCAGAAAUGGGAGGACCGCGCCAAGGAGUUCAAGGUCGACCUCGCGGACGCCGUCGUCGUCAGCCCCGCGCAGGAGAUGGUCAACCUGUGGAACGGCACCAAGAGGAUGGACGAUGAGGAGCUGAACCAGGCGAUCAAAGGCCUGGCGUGGGAGCGGUGCACCCUGCCUGCCGAGGCCCUGGAGAAGGUCCAGAACACCCCGGAUGAGGCUUCCAUCCGGUCCAUCUCCCUGGCGGCCAUAUACCGGACCCUCGGACGGCUCGAGGACGCGAGGACUAUUCUUCAGACGGAGGUCCUGAACGUAGACAGAGCCGCGUUCAAGGGCACAACAAAGGACGAGUAUCCGAUGCCCAUGGCGCACUACGAGAUGGCGGCGGUGGCCUGGUUCGAGGGGUGCCAGCCGGAGAAGCGCACGCCCGCGGCCGACGAGCCGACGGACGCCGAGGGCCAGGCCAAGGCCGUGGAGGACUACCGCAGGAAGAAGACGGACGAGUGCCAGGAGUGGCUCGACAAGGUCGUCGCGUGGGAGGCCUUCGUCUUCGACGCAAGGCUGGGCAUGCGCGUGCAGUCGGCCCUCGAGACGCUCAAGUGGUUCAAGAAGAAGAACGCGUGGGCAUAG